AUGCCUGGGCGACGCGGGUCUGACCCAGCUGCACCAGCUCCACCCGGUGCUGCUGCGAGCGGGGCACCCAGAGAGUUUAAUGUGCAGCCAACGUGCAGUCAGCGACUGGGAUCGACCGGGCAUCAGGUGGCUUUGACCGUUACUUGCCCGGACAACCAGUUUUGGUCUACAGCAAUUCUGUGGGGACCUGGGCUGCUUGGCAAGCAGAUGGGCCUUCUCCACCCUGACAACACUUCCAGCAUCUUCCAGCAUUUCCAGCGCAGAGAUGAGAUUGGAAGCCCGGCUCAGGUCCGUGGCACCAUUGCAGAGACGAUCUUCGAGCAAGCCUGCGUGGCAGAUGGCUACUCCAUGCCAGCUGGGUGCAUCAAGGUCAUGCUUGAGAAUGAGAGCGUCAAGUAUGCCACUUGCUUGUUCAACCUGAGCAGGCAGCCGCAGUACUUCGGCCUGCUGAAGGCAACGGCAACGAGGACCAAAGGCGACUCUUUGUCAGAAUUUGUCCUACCAUCUCCAGUGCCCAGAUCUGCCGCAACCGGCGCCGGCGCCGGCGCCUGCAUCGAGCCUGGAGCGGCCCCUUCCUCGGCCCGAUGCCCGGCGAACUGCGUCUUUCCAACGCUUCAGUUCUCGCCGCGAUCGCGAUGCUCCGAGCAAAAGGCUCAGAAGUUUGAACUAGUGGAUUGGGGUUGGAACACCUACGAAAUCCGCCUGCAGGAGAUUUUCAUGGAGUAUGACAAAGACAACUCUGGAGCCUUGGAGGUCGAGGAGUUCCGUGCGCUGCUACGAGACUUCAAUGAAGGCCGCGAGCCCACGGAAGAGGAGCAUGCUUUCAUGAUGAAGUUGUCCGACAAGGAUGGCGACGGCCGGAUCAGCUUGGGAGAGUUGCACUACGCACUGCGUGCCUGGCACAGCUAUCGCCACAUGGAUGACUCACUCCUCCGGCUCUUUGCCGAGUUCGACUUUGAUGAGUCGGGACACCUGUCAGUGGUGGAGCUGGAGCGUCUAUUGACCGCAAUGAAUGGUGGCAAGCCCGUCCCACGCCAUGAGGUGUACCGGGUCAUGCAGGAAGCGGAUACGCUGGGUGACCGAGUAAUCCACCGUGCUGAGCUUCUGGGAGCCAUCUCCGCGUGGUACGGCAACGUGGACCGCAAGGACACCGACAUUCCAAGCCUUCUGCGAGAGGCCCUGUCGCGGACCAUCCAGGAAGCUGAGUGCACUGCCACAUGGGAGCUGCUGGGCUUCGGCUCAGCAGGAAAGGUCUUCAAGGCCAAGCAGAAGAGAGACGACAAAGAGGUGGCCCUUAAGGUGAUGCAGUGUUUGGACGAGGAGAUGCUCCGUAUCCGGUGUGGUGAGUUCAACGUGCUGCGAACUUUACGGCAUCCACACAUUGUCAAUGUGCUCAACUUCUGGACGAGCGACAAUCAGGCCGUCCUUGCAAUGGAACUCCACAGCCAGAGCAAUCUGCAGCAAGUAGUCCGGCGAUCUUCUUCUCUGGACGAGUUGACUGCCAAGUCCCUUUUUCAGAUGCUGCUGGAAGCAGUGGACUUCCUGCACCAGAAGAGAAUUAUCCACCGCGAUGUGAAGCCAGAGAACAUCCUUGUAUCAGAUGACAUGAAGAGCCUGUGGCUUGCUGACUUCAACGCAGCCCAUUCUCUGCUUGAAGGAGGGGCCUUGAGUAUGACCUUCACCGCGGAGUUUGCUGCUCCUGAGGUCCUCCGCGGACAGACCCACGCUGAGGCCGCAGACGUUUGGAGCUGCGGGCUGCCGUUUGUCUGCAGUGUUUUUGAUGGCCUUGUUGCUUUUUGCAUAAUUUCGUCCUUCUUCAUACGCCUCCUUGCUUUCUGA
Symbiodinium pilosum is the source of this 1839-nucleotide messenger RNA. The record is from the annotation of a GenBank genome assembly. Lineage: Eukaryota; Dinophyceae; Suessiales; Symbiodiniaceae.